CUGUUAAGUCCACCUGUCACACAGGGAAAUGCAGAGGAAAACCCUCAUGCCAAUAUAUUAUCCCUCUCUCCCAUAGUGUUUUGUUUUCUCUACGUAGAAAGAAUGGCCCAAACAUGGUGUGACGUGUUUCCCUUCAAAGACUUUGAGCUGUCCUCCUACCUCCUGGCCCAGCUCAACCUCCUCCGCCAGGAGCGCAUCCUGACCGACGUGCUGCUCUGCACCGAGCACUGGGAGAUCCCAUGCCAUCGCAGCAUCCUGGUCUCCAGCAGCCCUUACUUCAGGGCCAUGUUCUGCAGCAACUUCCUGGAGAGCAGCCAGAGCCGUGUGGACCUCAAGGGCAUCUCCCCCGAUGUCUUGGCGGGCAUCGUGGACUACGUCUACACGGGCUGCAUCACCAUCACCAUGGACAUUGUGCUUCCCCUGAUGCAGGCCGCGUCCAUGUUGCACUACGGCCGCCUUGUGGAAGCCUGCUCACUGUUCCUCCAGAGGCAGCUCAGCCCCGACAACUGCCUGAGCAUGAUCCGCCUGUCGGACAUCCUCCACUGCGAGAGCCUGAGGGACCGGGCCAAGGAGAUGGCCGUGCGCUGCUUCUCUGACGUGGCUGCCACUGAGGACUUCUGUGAGCUGUCCCUGCCCGAGCUCAUGUGCUACCUGGAGGACGACCGCCUGUGUGCCGAGGAGGAGCAGGUGUUCGAGACCCUGCUGGCGUGGAUCCACCACGACCCCUUCUCCCGGCGCGGGGCCAUCCAUGACCUCUUCAAGAAGGUGCGCCUGCGCUACAUCCACCCCACCUACCUGUUCCAGUUCAUCGCCAACGACCCGUUGGUCCAGUCAUCCACCCUCUGCACCGAGAUCAUCGAGUCGGUGCGGCGCCUCAUGCUCUCCGUCAGUACCAGGUGCAGCCGCGAGCUGAAGCCGCUAUGGACCACGCCACGGCGCUACACCUGCCGGGAGACGCUGGUGGUGGUGGGGGGCCGCAAAAACAAUGAGCAGACGUCGCGCGAGGCCCUCCUCUACGACGAGAGGACCCAGCGCUGGCAGUGGCUGGCCAAGCUGCCCCUGCGCCUCUACAAAGCCGCCUACGUGUGUAUCCACAGCAUCCUGUACGUGGUGGGCGGGCUGAGCCUGUGCAUGGCAUCCGGAGACAGCUCAGUGAGUGCCACGGUUUACACACUGUCCCUCAAGACCAACCAGUGGCGGACCGCCGAGCCCAUGUUGCAGCCGCGCUACGCCCACCAAGGUGUGUCCUACCUCCACUUUAUUUUCGUCCUAGGAGGCAUCGGCGUAGACAAGCAGAUUUGCGACUCAUUGGAGAGAUACAACAGUAUGUUCAACCAGUGGGAGGCCAUGGCUCCCAUGCCGACAGCUGUGCUCCAUCCAGCCGUGGCCGCCAGCGAUCAGAAGAUCUUUGUCUUUGGAGGCGAGGAUGCCAUGCAGAACCCAGUGCGGCUGAUUCAGGUGUAUCACAUAUCUCGUAACCUGUGGUCCAGUCUGGAGACACGGACGGUGAAGAAUGUCUGUGCCCCAGCGGCUGUCAUCGAGGACAAGAUCUACAUCGUUGGAGGGUACACCAGACGGAUGAUCGCCUACGACACUAAAGCCAACAAGUUUGUCAAGUGUGAGAACCUGAAGGAGCGCCGGAUGCACCACAGCGCCACGGUGAUCAACAACAAGCUGUACGUGACGGGCGGCCGCUUCCUCAACAGCCAGGACGUCAUCGAGGACUCGGACUGCUUCGAGAUCUACGACCCCAAGGCUGACGUGUGGGCGUCCAAGGGCUCCCUGCCCUACAAGCUGUUUGACCAUGGCUCUCUGCCUCUGGUGUGUGUAUCCAACAGACCCAAUCCCCCCUGAACUGCGCUCCUCUGCCCUCCGCCCCCUGGCCACCCAUGCUGGUUCACCCGCUGCGCACGUGACCCCACGUCCCCACUGUGCCAUGAUUGAGUGGCACUUUUGGUUACGGAUGGGGGAGAAUCUGUCUUUCGGCUCACUGCGUUCCUUCACGCGGCUUAAAGCACAAGUUAACGACACGCUAGGCUGAGCCGUCCACGUCAUUCUGUAUCAAAAGAGACGAACAUUGGCGGUGAGGCGGUGUCAAUUCAUUUACAGUUUUCCGGGGGGGAGAGGGGCUACCGAUCCCUGAAUCAUUGUGGAUCAGAGUCCAGUCCAAGAGUUCAGUCAGACUUGGAGCUAUCAAGAGCCACAAAUAAUCGGAAAUAGCUCCAACCAAAUAUCACAUUUGGACUUGGAUUAAAUACUCGAAUCAUUCAUGCUUAUAUUUGCCAUUAUUAUUAUUAUUAUUAUUAUUACUGUAUUCUAUAUUUCGCAAUGGUGGAUACCAUUGAGACAUUAUUAAACAGCGGGGUUUUCAGAAUAAGUUGACAUUCAGGUUUUAGGUCUGAACUAUGUUGUUCAGUGACACAUUGUAUUUCAUUCCUCAAAUGAUUUCAGUGGUAGUCAACUGCUAGGAGAGGCUAGCUGUUCUGUACACUAGACUAUCUAAGCUGCUGGGGGUGGGGAACUAAUUUAAAAAAACAUAGAAAUUCAGUUUCACAGCACAUUUUCAGCUGACCCCCAGGCUCUCACUGCUCAGUGUUAUGUGACACGCGUCGAAGUGCGCUCAACGCUAUUAAAGCACACUUGUGUUAGGUUCUCUAUUAAAGGGCCACAAUGAGAGAGCUCAAAUGGUGCUCGUUUGUUUAUCGAGGAUCACAUCCUGUCCCUCACUUACUCACAGCCCCAUCAAACAAUAGCAGGAAUGAGCCUGAAAGGAGUGCUAUAAUGCGUAUAGUUUAAUGAAUUAUUAAUGAAAAGCCAUUAGAGGGGGUAAUCGGUGCCUCAAGACAAAAGAGCAUAAAGCACAUAUAACUCUAAAGUACACUAGAAGUCUCUGCUACUGACCCUUUUCCGACCCCUUGGAUAGAGACAUCCACUUAUCCAUUCUCUGUCCGCCACAAUUAUCGCCAUAGCGACACGUUUUGUCACACAUAAUAAGAUCAAAAUUCAGAUUUGGGUAAUAAGUUAUUCAUUGCUUAUAUCAUUAUACUUUAUUGGCCAAGAACGUUACGACGCAAAAAACGUUGCACAUAACACAUCAUUUACAUGAUUUAAUUUAGCUUGAUGUCAAUACACAAAAUUAUAAAUUUUGUCAGUUCCAGGUAAUGCUGGUAUUUGGUACGUACACACAUUAUGAGAGUGUCCCAAUGUGUGAGACCCUUCACCUCGCGCAGAAUGCUUGGUUCAUGAAGUAUGUUGGGAGGAGAGGGGCGACAGAUCGAGUUACCAGAAGAUCUCCCUGGAGAGCUAAUAUGGUGUGUGUGUGUGUGUGUGUGUGUGUGUGUGUGUGUGUGUGUGUGUGUGUGUGUGUGUGUGUGUGUGUGUGUGUGUGUGUGUGUGUGUCCCAUGCCCCCAAAGGCCUCAUCAAAUCAUUUGCUGGAGGUAAAGUAUUCGAUCCAUGCGCUGCUAAAUUGCUCCAAGCUCCGGUCUGAGGCGACGUCUGCAGUAUGGGUCCAGCGCCGCUGAGACGCGCCUUUCAUUGAGGAUUUAGCAGUGGCUUACGUAACACUCGGUGCCAAUGAAAGCAUUUAGCCUAGAAUACUCCAUAUUUUUUUAUUAAUGAUGCUGUUGAUAAAUUCCGUUUUUAGCCUGGUUGUUCAUGUGUGCUGUAACGUAGGCCAGUGAGGGUCACCACCAGUCAUGGAGGCCAGAAUGUCGCUUGGUUAUUUGCAGUGCUUGCGGUCACUAACAUUAAGUAGGACAGCAUUUAUAGACGUGUACGGUAGAUCCACAUUCGUAGACUAAAGGAUUGAAAACAAAAUCUUUACAGAAAAUUGGUACGAUUACAUUUUUGGGCUGAAAUAGGUAUAAUUACUUAGUGCAGGCCUAAGGAAUAGUAGGUGCAAAUAUUGUAAUACAUGAUGGCAAGUUAUUCCCAAAUGUUGCGCAAAAAGUGUACAUCGUCGACAGCAGACAAUAGGUUGUGCAAUAUUCAUGUGAACCACCCGAUGGCGACAUAAACCGUGUUUUCCCAUAGGGGAAGUAGAAAAGAUGAAUUAAUUUCAGAAUUUUCUAUUUUCUAAACUGUACAGAACUUCACAAUUGUGUAAAUCGAAAUGAUUUUUAUUACAAUUAAAUUCAUUAAGAAACAUUCUGCAUGCACACCAUUCCCUGCAGGCGGUUGAUAAAUCAAAUAAUUAAUGGAAGCAGCAGCAUCUUGUCAACAGGCUGAUUAGUAUGGUCUAAUCCGGGAACAAAAGGUCACAUAACAAAAUUAAUUCCAUCAAUAAAAUGACUUUCAAAGUGUAUGAAAAUAGUAAAGGGGAUUCGAUAUGCUGAUUUAUUUCCAUUGCCGACUUGAGUCAGUUAAAUUAAAUUCUACAUUCAGAAAUGGCACUGCGGAUUUCAAGAGAAGAAAAGAAACAUAAAAUAUGUAUUAAGAUAUUACGCAUGAAACGACAAAAUGGUCAAGUAAAAAGGGCCAGUUAAAUUAUAGCUUUAAGUUCAAACAACAUAGAAAAAACAUUGACAAACUAAAUAAAAAUAAUACUAUUGGUUGAAACAAACUA
Gadus morhua (Atlantic cod) is the source of this 4565-nucleotide messenger RNA. RefSeq names its product kelch-like family member 38a (gene klhl38a). NCBI's taxonomy places the organism in Eukaryota, Metazoa, Chordata, Actinopteri, Gadiformes, Gadidae. Gene Ontology annotation, molecular function: protein binding. Bases 103 to 1854 code for a protein of 583 amino acids. The transcript has 3 exons. The record is from RefSeq and is a predicted model, not a curated record.